Molecule: messenger RNA, 1461 nt
Organism: Bicyclus anynana (squinting bush brown)
Lineage: Eukaryota; Metazoa; Arthropoda; Insecta; Lepidoptera; Nymphalidae
Exons: 4
Coding region: 1-1461 (486 amino acids)
Source: RefSeq, a predicted model, not a curated record
AUGAAUUUGGAAAAAUUCCAGCAGUGGAAACUGGUUUUAAAGGACGACGUGAAAGGAAAAGAGGAUUCUUAUAUUUAUAAUAGUGUAAGAAUUUGUGAUUCUCAUUUUGAAGCUUGUUACCGAUCUGCUAGUAGAAGACUUACUAGAAAUGCUGUACCAACUUUGAAUUUGCCUGUAACUCCUCUUGCAGUCUCAUAUCCAAUGGAGACUGAAAUGGAUGUUGAGAUGGAGGUGCCUUGCAGUCAACAGGCAGAAUUAAACAAAGUUCAAAUACAAUCUAAAGUUAAUCUAUUUUCAAGCGAAUCAGCAAAACGAAGACUAAGACCUAAAGUUAACACACAGAGACAAUCAAAAGAACUUAGAGCGUUUAAAGCUCAAAUUUUAAAAUUAAAAAUUAAAUGCAAAUCAUUGACCGAAAGAGUUAAUCAGGCCAGAAAACUUUCACAAAGUGAAGCAUUUCAAAAAACUGUAGAAAAACUUCCAGAACCAGCUGCUAUUUUUGUUAAUAUGCAGCUUAAAAAGAGUUGUAAGAAGCCUAGAGGCAGGAGAUUUACUAUGAAGGAGAAAAUCUUAUGUUUGACAAUUUAUAAGCAAAGUCAAAAGGCUUAUAGUUUCUUACAAAAGACUUUUGGUUUGCCCUCAAAAAGAACGAUGCAAAAAGUGUUAAGCAGCAUCUCUUUGACCCCAGGCAUAAACGACACUAUGCUAAAACACUUAGCAAAAACAGUUCGCAAGUUGCCCGAGGAGAAAAAGCUGUGCACUUUGAUUUUUGAUGAGGUGGCAUUGACACCUGGACUUUAUUUUCAAAAUCAUUUAGAUGAGAUUGGCGGAUUUGAAGAUUUUGGAGCUCAUAGAACCUCAAAAAUUGCCGAUCACGCAUUAGUCUUCAUGCUAAAAAGUAUUAAGGGCAAGUAUAAACAACCGAUAUGCUUUACAUUCUGUCAGAGCGCAACCAAUAGUGUUGAUUUAAAAAUGCUUAUAAAAAAUAUAAUAGAACAGGUUAAUAGUAUUGGCCUAAAAAUUAUAGCGACUGUUUGUGACCAAUCACCGACUAAUAUGAAGGUGAUCAAAAAUCUCGUCACGGAAACAAAAGAAAAAUACCUGCGGAAUGGGACUGAAUAUAGAAGCAUGGCAUUUGAAGUUAACAAUAGUAAAAUAUUUCCAAUCUUUGAUCCGCCACAUCUUCUCAAAGGAUUGAGAAAUAAUUUGAUGACAAAAAAAUUAAAAUUUGUACAAAAUGGAGAAACAAAGUUUGCAAAAUGGGAACAUUUACAAAUGUUAUUGGAUAUCGAUGCGGGUGAACAUGAUAUUCGAUUGGUAAAUAAACUAACUGAGUCACAUGUUAACAAGGAAAAAGUACCGAAAAUGAAAGUAAAACACGCGGCUCAAGUGUUUAGUCAACGAGUAUCUGCAGCUUUACGGUUUUUAGCAAUUGGUGCACUAAUGUUAACAGGCUGCUGA